Messenger RNA from Cryptococcus wingfieldii CBS 7118, 2325 nucleotides. Its product is annotated as syntaxin-binding protein 1. Gene Ontology annotation, molecular function: syntaxin binding. The transcript has 13 exons. Gene Ontology annotation, cellular component: secretory granule; plasma membrane. Bases 1 to 2325 code for a protein of 774 amino acids. The record is from RefSeq and is a predicted model, not a curated record. Gene Ontology annotation, biological process: vesicle-mediated transport; intracellular protein transport. Lineage: Eukaryota; Fungi; Basidiomycota; Tremellomycetes; Tremellales; Cryptococcaceae.
AUGCCCCUCAAAGACCUCCUCAGGGCCCGCUUCACCUCCGCCAUCCAGUCCAUCCCCCAGGGAUGGAAGAUCCUCGUCACAGACUACCACUCUCAGGCCCUCCUAGACACCGUCUACAAGCAGUUCGACAUCCUCCUGCAGAAUGUCACCUCUGUGGAACCACUUCACUCUCCUCGGCAGCAGAUGUCAGUCGACGCCAUCUAUCUCUUGACACCGACGCUGCAGAACGUCGACAGGAUCAUUGCCGACUUUAGCUUUGGGCGCACGACCUACAAGUCGGCCCAUGUUUAUUUCAUCGAUGGCGUCGACGAUGGGCUGGCUCAGAGGCUGACCGAGGGGAUGCCGCCUGGGAUUCUACAGGCUUUCGUCGAGCUGUACUGCAACUUUCAGGCUAUCGAGGACAGAGUCUUCUCCCUCAAUGCUCCGUGGUCCAUGUUUACCAUGUUCGGCAACCCCGGCGGUAUCUCGUCGUCCGACCUGUCCAAGGAAGCCUUUGAAGACGACGUCAAGGUGGCCGGGAGAUCCAUCCUCAAUGUUCUAGCAACCAUCAACGAAAACCCCCACAUCCGCUAUUACCAACCCUCCCACCACGCGCCUCUCGGUCCCCUAGCUUCCACCGCCCACCAGCCAGGCGCACCCUCCUCUUCGGCGCCUCAAAGACAGCCCCAAGGCGCUAGUCUCAGAUGGCGUUCAGCAAUGGGCGGCUCGAGCUCCAAGAGCCCGGGUGGCGUGCAAGGGGAGUACUUGAGUAAGAAGAUUGCCAUGCAGGUGCAAAGUGAUCUAGACGAGUACCUGCAAAAUAAUCCCGAGUUUCCCCCUGCUUCGGGCAGACCACGCGCGGUGCUGUUCGUGCUCGACCGCUCCGUCGACCCCGCCGCCCCGCUCCUGCACGAAUUCUGGUACCAAGCCAUGGCCAACGACCUCUUGAAAAUCACCGACGGCGUCCACUACAAAUACAAAUACACCAACACCGUCGGGGGGCAAGAGGAAAAAGUAGCGAAUCUGGACGAGGAAGACCCGGUGUGGUGCUCGGUUAGGCAUUUGCAUAUGAAGGAUGCGAUUGAUACGUUGAUGACGGAUUUCGGCAAGUUUGCGCAGGAGCAUGCGGGGUUUAGAGGGGGAGGGAACGUGAAUGUGAACGACCUGAAAGACAUGCUCGCGAGCUUGCCGCAAUUUCAGACACAAAGAGAACAGUUUUCAUUACAUCUCGACCUCGCGCAAGAGUGUAUGAACUUGUUUGAGAAGAAAAAGCUCAGUCAGGUGGCCAGUGUUGAGCAGCAGUGUUGUGCGACGGGACAUACGGCGGAGGGAAAGACACCCAAGACCGUGGUCGAAGAGAUGGUGCCCCUCCUGGACGACCGUCUCAACGUCACCUCGUUGGACAAGGUCCGAAUCAUCGCCCUGUAUAUCAUGUUCCGGGAAGGCGUCGCGGACGAGGACAGGCGCCGGUUGUACCAACACGCUAGAUUGUCCAUUUCAGAGCAGGACAUGGUCAACAAUAUGGUCAACCUCGGUGUCAAAAUUAUCAAGGACAACACCAGGACCGGCAAAGGCCGCAUCAGGCAAAAAGCCGCCGUAUCAGAGGGCGAAUACGAACUCUCCCGAUACAAACCCGCCGUCCAAAUCAUCCUCGAAGACCAAAAAGCAAACCGCCUAGACGUCGCCCAAUUCCCAUUCACAAAAGACCCACCUGCCGAGCUCCUCCCUUCUUCCUCGAGCGUCGGCGUGUCCAAUAACCCCUCGGGGAGUUUGAGGUCUGCCAGACCGACGUGGCAUAAAGCUGCGAGUCAGCGGGCGACGAAUACCGAGGGCAAGCAGCGAUUUGUAAUCUUUAUCGCCGGAGGGAUGACGUACAGUGAGAUGAGGUGUGCGUAUACCGUCGGGCAAGCGUUGGGGAAAGACGUUUACAUCGGUUCCACACAUGUAUUGACGCCAGAGAUCUUCUGUACCCAACUAAGAGCACUCGGGCGAGGAGGCGUGGGCGCAAACCCGCCGCAGCCAAUUCCCCUUCAUCCAGAAGGCCCUGCCCGUAUCAAUCGCGCUGAGCCUGGUGGAGCUGCCACAUAUCAAGAAAUCUUGAAUCAUCGCCACUGGCGUCCCCCCAUUGGUCCCCCGCCUCUCGCACCCCCACCCCAACCCGCCUCCACCGGAUCCAACUCUAAACUCAGCUCCAAAAAAUCCGGCCAGUCGAAUCUGUCAAACGACAUGUCUCAGCUUUCUCUCCAAUCUGGCUCUGAAUACGCCGGUAGUUUAACGGGAGGGGGGAAGAAGGAUAAGAAGGAUGGGGAGAAGAAGAAGAAGAAGCUGUUCGGGAUCAAGUUGUAA